AGGAGCAUGGACAUUCGCAACAAUCUGACGCGGCUGAACAUGCUUGAGAACUGCACCGUGAUCGAGGGCCACUUGCAAAUAUUGCUGAUGUUUAAAACCAAGCCUGAGGAUUUCCGCGAGCUCAGCUUUCCCAAACUGACUAUGAUUACAGACUACUUGCUGCUUUUCCGUGUCUAUGGCCUAGAGAGCUUAAAGGGGCUUUUCCCCAACCUCACUGUGAUUCGAGGAACUCACCUGUUCUUCAACUACGCGCUGGUCAUUUUCGAGAUGGUUCACCUGAAGGAGAUCGGCCUCUACAACCUCAUGAACAUAACGCGGGGCGCCGUGCGCAUCGAGAAGAACAACGAGCUCUGCUACCUGUCCACCAUCGACUGGUCGCGGAUUUUGGAUUCCGUGGAAGAUAAUUACAUCGUAGCCAACAAGGACGACAAGGAGGAGUGUGGGGACGUGUGUCCUGGAACUGUGAAGGGGAAAAGCAACUGUCCACCUACUGUAAUAAAUGGCAUUUUCAUUGAACGCUGCUGGACCCACGAUCGCUGCCAGAGAGUUUGCCCACCGGCCUGCAAGUCCCAAGGCUGCACCCCUGAAGGCCAGUGCUGCCACAGCGAAUGUCUCGGGGACUGCACGGAGCCAAACAGCCCGGAGAAGUGCGUGGCUUGCCGCAACUUCUACCUCGACGGCAAAUGCGUGGACACCUGCCCCCCGGGGUACUACCGCUUUGAGGGCUGGCGCUGCGUGACCUUCAGCUUCUGCCAGGAGCUGCACAACAAAUGUAAAAAUGCCCGGGAGUCCGGGUGUCACGUUAUCCACAAUAACGAGUGUGUCCACGAAUGCCCGUCCGGGUACAUCAUGAAUUCCAGCAACUUGCACUGCACUCCCUGUGCAGGACCCUGCCCCAAGGUUUGUGACUAUGGGAAGGAGAAGACCAUCGAUUCGGUGACGUCCGCCCAGGAGCUCCGUGGCUGCACAGUUGUCAAUGGAAGCUUAGUUAUAAAUAUCCGUGGAGGAAAUAACAUAGCAGCUGAGCUAGAAGCAAAUCUUGGCUUGAUUGAAGAAAUCUCAGGUUACCUAAAAAUCCGCCGGUCCUAUGCCUUGGUUUCUCUUUCUUUUUUUCGUAAACUACAUCUGAUUAGAGGAGAAACAUUGGAAGCCGGGAAUUACUCUUUUUAUGCCUUGGACAACCAGAAUCUUCGCCAGCUUUGGGACUGGAGUAAGCACAACCUGACCAUUGCACGAGGCAAACUCUUUUUCCACUACAAUCCCAAGCUGUGCUUGUCAGAAAUCCACAAAAUGGAGGAGAUCUCUGGGACUAAGGGGCGCCAGGAAAGGAAUGACAUAGCCCUGAAGACAAACGGUGACCAAGCGUCAUGUGAAAAUGAAUUGUUGAAAUUUUCUUCUAUUAGAACAUCCCACGACAAGAUCCUGUUGAAGUGGGAGCCGUACUGGCCUCCUGAUUUCCGCGAUCUCCUGGGAUUUAUGCUUUUCUACAAAGAAGCUCCCUACCAAAACGUGACGGAGUUUGAUGGCCAAGAUGCUUGUGGCUCAAACAGCUGGACAGUUGUGGAUGUGGACCCUCCUCCACGGUCAAAUGAGCCCAAAGCCCAGGCCCAGCCAGGCUGGCUUCUGAGAGGCUUGAAGCCAUGGACGCAGUACGCCGUGUUUGUUAAAACCCUGGUCACCUUUUCAGAUGAACGACGGACCUACGGUGCAAAGAGUGAAAUUAUCUACGUCCAGACCAACGCUACUGUUCCUUCAGUCCCAUUAGAUCCAAUAUCCGUUUCUAAUUCUUCAUCCCAAAUCAUUUUGAAAUGGAAGCCCCCGUCCGAGCCCAAUGGAAACAUCACUCACUACCUGGUGUUCUGGCAGCAGCAGGCCGAAGACAGCGAGCUCUACGAGCUGGAUUACUGCCUGAAGGGGUUAAAGCUGCCCUCGAGGACGUGGUCUCCUCCUUUUGAAUCCGAAGACCCUCAGAAAUACAAUCAAAGUGAAAACGAGGAUGUCAGCGGAGAGUGCUGCUCCUGUCCUAAAACAGACUCUCAGAUACAGAAGGAGCUGGAAGAGUCCGCCUUCCGCAAGACCUUUGAGAACUAUCUUCACAAUGAGGUUUUUGUCCCCAGGCCAUCGAGAAAGCGGAGAGACCUUGGCUCCAUGGCAAACGCCACUGUGGUGCUCCCCACCAUCCCAUCCUCUCCCAACGCUUCCGUAGCAGCCUCUGAGAACACCGAUGAGCAGAAACCAUUCGAAAAGGUUAAGUCGAAGGAGUCCUUGGUUAUCUCAGGCCUGAGGCACUUCACGGGGUACCGCAUUGAGCUCCAUGCUUGUAACCACGAUGCUCAGGAGUCCCGGUGCAGCGUCGCAGCCUACGUCAGCGCCAGGACCAUGCCAGAAGCUAAGGCCGAUGACAUCGUGGGUCCAGUUACCCAUGAACUGGUUGAAAAAAACACCGUGCAUUUGAAGUGGCAGGAGCCGAAGGAACCGAACGGCCUCAUCGUGCUCUAUGAAGUGAGCUACGGACGUCUUGGGGAGACAGAGUCCGGCGCCCCCAUCCGAGCCACCUCGCUGGCCGGGAACGGCUCGUGGACAGAACCUGCCUAUUUCUAUGUGGCUGAUUACUUGAAUGCUCAGCCUAAUAUUGCUGUUAUAAUUGUUCCGAUCAUUUUUGCGAUAAUACUUGCUGGAAUUAUUGGAGCUGCUUACGUGCUUGUGAAAAAGAGGCAAACUGAAGGACCAACUGGGCCGCUCUAUGCAUCCUCCAACCCCGAAUACCUCAGCGCCAGUGAUGUUUAUGUCCCGGACGAGUGGGAGGUUCCACGAGACAAGAUCACUCUCCUGCGAGAGCUGGGCCAGGGCUCCUUCGGAAUGGUGUACGAAGGGAUUGCCAAGGACAUAGUGAAGGGAGAGCCAGAGACUCGAGUAGCCGUAAAAACUGUUAAUGAAUCAGCCAGCCUCCGAGAGCGCAUUGAGUUCCUGAACGAAGCUUCUGUGAUGAAAGGGUUCAGCUGCCAUCAUGUGGUUCGCCUCCUCGGGGUUGUCUCCAAGGGGCAACCUACUCUAGUAGUCAUGGAAUUAAUGGCACAUGGAGAUCUGAAAAGCUAUCUUCGCUCUUUGAGACCUGAUGCUGAGAAUAACCCUGGUCGUCCCCCACCAACACUGAGGGAAAUGAUCCAGAUGGCUGCAGAGAUUGCUGACGGGAUGGCCUAUCUGAAUGCUAAAAAAUUUGUCCACAGAGAUCUUGCAGCUCGUAACUGUAUGGUUGCAGAAGACUUCACUGUAAAGAUUGGAGACUUUGGCAUGACCAGAGAUAUCUAUGAGACAGAUUAUUACCGAAAGGGAGGCAAAGGACUGCUGCCAGUGCGGUGGAUGGCACCUGAGUCACUGAAGGAUGGUGUUUUCACUACUUAUUCAGAUGUGUGGUCAUUUGGUGUGGUCCUUUGGGAAAUAAGCAGCUUAGCAGAGCAGCCGUACCAGGGACUCUCCAAUGAACAGGUGCUAAAGUUUGUAAUGGAUGGAGGAUACCUGGAUCAGCCAGACAACUGCCCAGAGAGGCUGCACAGCCUCAUGCAGAUGUGCUGGCAGUACAACCCCAAGAUGCGGCCCACCUUCAUCGAGAUCAUCGAGAUGCUCAAGGAGGACUUGCACCCCAGCUUCCACGAGGUCUCCUUCUUCUACAGCGAGGAGAACAAACCUCUGGAAACGGAGGAGUACGAGAUGGACUUCGAGAACAUGGAGAGCAUUCCGCUCGAUCCCUCCUCGUACUCGCAGAGGGACAAAGCGCUGGGCCGGGACGACGGCCCCUCCAUGGCCCUCAAGGGGAACUACGAAGAGCACAUCCCUUACACUCACAUGAACGGUGGCAAGAAAAACGGGCGGAUUCUCUCCAUGCCCAGGGCAAGCCCUUCCUAACGCUUCCUGUUCGGCCCAAGGGUUGUGUCUGCUUUUUUUCCCCCCUUCACAAAUCUCAGGACUCUUAUUAUUGCUGCCACAGUGUAUGACACACAUCUACAAACUUCAGAUUUUUAAUCAUCUUAUGAUUAAUUUUUUUUUUUUUGCCAAGUUGACUGGUUGUCGGUGGACUUAUCUGUGAACAUAAAUGGAAAAGGUUUCCAUGGCUGCUGUCCCUUGUGUAACCAUGGUUUCAAAACAGGAAGUGACCUUUUAAGUCAAGCUAAAGGAGGAGCAUCCACCUUUGCCAACAGAAGAAGUGAAAUUUGCUGGUAUCUGAGCUACAGUGUAACGGUGCGGAACAAAACUUCUGCGGGACAAAAGCAUUUCCAGGAGAAUUCCAGGCUUUCAGGCAUCCUCUUCACUACAGCCGAAGGAUUGAACACCCAUUGAGACGCGCCAGAUCCUCAGAUUGACCAAUAGCUGCUGCUUUCAUACUUUUUAAAUGGGUUAAAUCCCAAGGGUGCGUGUGUGUGCGUGUGUGUGUGCGUGCGUGUGUGCAGUAUAUAUAUGUGGGGUGUAUAUGUAUAUCAAAAUAUACACUUCUUUUUGUACAUAAGUUUUGUAUGUUCUCACAGAAGCUUUCCUCUUCUCAGAAGUGUGUACUUAUCUUUUUCCCGUUUCCCUGGAGUGACUGAAUCAUAAACAGAUUAUUUUUAUACUAAGGACUCUUGGGAGUAGGUUUUCUCUCAUUGUCAAAUGAGGAAAAUGUGCUGGGAGCCAAAGGAGCAGAAAUCUGAGAUUUAUGGGUACUUUCAAGACCAAACGAGGUAGGAGUCCCCUGACCUGAGAUGCCGAGUUUUCUGUUCUUACAGCAUUGAGUAUAUAUAUUGUUUGUUGUAACAUAUUUAAAAUGUCUUUAGUUUAAAUUUAAACUUCAUAUAAAUUAUUAACUGUUUAUGAUCCUUUCUGGGAGGGUAGAAUUUGGGGGCUUGUUUGGUCUUAAAGUGGUCCAAAGAUUUCGGAAUGAACUAAUUUUAGCCGAUUACCCUUUUAGGAACUAUGAAGCACAUGUUAAGUUUAUACUUGACAAGGCUUUAUAAUACAGUCUCGUGAUUUAUAUAAUGCAGUCAGCUGGCUCCGGUUGAAGCCCUGAGAUAAAGUAGUUGGGACUUACGUGGUUGUCGGGGGCUCAAGGACACCGGGAUGUCCCUGUCCCAAGUCCUGCUGCUUCCCGGCCCC
Molecule: messenger RNA, 5124 nt
Organism: Tinamus guttatus (white-throated tinamou)
Lineage: Eukaryota; Metazoa; Chordata; Aves; Tinamiformes; Tinamidae
Source: RefSeq, a predicted model, not a curated record